Messenger RNA from Rhinolophus ferrumequinum (greater horseshoe bat), 5980 nucleotides. It is a transcript of the gene CACNA1S, whose product is annotated as calcium voltage-gated channel subunit alpha1 S. Gene Ontology annotation, cellular component: voltage-gated calcium channel complex; membrane. The record is from RefSeq and is a predicted model, not a curated record. Gene Ontology annotation, biological process: calcium ion import across plasma membrane. NCBI's taxonomy places the organism in Eukaryota, Metazoa, Chordata, Mammalia, Chiroptera, Rhinolophidae. The transcript is spliced from 44 exons. Bases 85 to 5694 code for a protein of 1869 amino acids. Gene Ontology annotation, molecular function: high voltage-gated calcium channel activity.
CAGCAGCCCAGUCCCCACGGCGAGGGCACAGAGGACACAGGCGAGGGCAGUGGGUGGGGAGCAGGAGCCGGGCUGCCGGGGAACAUGGAGCCGCCCUCCCCACAGGACGACAGUCUGAGGAAGAAACAGCCCAAGAAGCCUGUCCCCGAGAUUCUGCCGCGGCCACCCCGGGCCUUGCUGUGCCUGACGCUCCAGAACCCGCUGAGGAAAGCCUGCAUCAGCAUCGUGGAAUGGAAACCCUUCGAGACAAUCAUCUUACUGACCAUCUUUGCCAACUGCGUGGCCCUGGCCGUGUACCUGCCCAUGCCAGAGGACGACAACAAUGCUCUGAACGUCGGCCUGGAGAAACUGGAGUAUUUCUUCCUCAUCGUCUUCUCCAUUGAAGCUGCCAUGAAGAUCAUUGCCUAUGGCUUCCUGUUCCACCAGGACGCCUACCUGCGCAGCGGCUGGAACGUGCUGGACUUCAUCAUCGUCUUCCUGGGGGUCUUCACGGUGAUUCUGGAGCAGGUGAACAUCAUCCAAAGCCACACGGCCCCGAUGAGCAGCAAAGGCGCCGGCCUGGACGUGAAGGCGCUGAGAGCCUUCCGCGUGCUCCGACCCCUCCGGCUGGUGUCGGGGGUGCCCAGCCUGCAGGUGGUCCUCAACUCCAUCUUCAAGGCCAUGCUCCCGCUGCUCCACAUCGGCCUGCUGGUCCUCUUCAUGGUCACCAUCUACGCCAUCAUCGGGCUGGAGCUCUUUAAGGGCAAGAUGCACAAGACCUGCUACUUCAUUGGGACAGACAUCGUGGCCACCGUGGACAACGAGAAGCCGUCCCCCUGUGCCAGGACGGGCUCGGGCCGCCCGUGCACCAUCAACGGCAGCGAGUGCCGGGGCGGCUGGCCGGGGCCCAACGACGGCGUCACCCACUUUGACAACUUCGGCUUCUCCAUGCUGACCGUGUACCAGUGCAUCACGAUGGAGGGCUGGACCGAUGUGCUGUACUGGGUCAACGAUGCCAUCGGGAAUGAAUGGCCCUGGAUCUACUUUGUCACCCUCAUUCUGCUGGGGUCCUUCUUCAUUCUCAACCUGGUGCUGGGGGUCCUGAGCGGGGAGUUCACCAAGGAGCGGGAGAAGGCCAAGUCCCGGGGAACCUUCCAGAAGCUCCGGGAGAAGCAGCAGCUGGACGAGGACCUCCGGGGCUAUAUGAGCUGGAUCACCCAGGGAGAGGUCAUGGACGUUGACGAUCUGCGAGAAGGAAAGCUGUCUUUGGACGAAGGUGGCUCUGACACGGAGAGUCUGUAUGAGAUCGAGGGUUUGAACAAAAUCAUCCAGUUCGUCCGCCACUGGAGGCAGUGGAACCGUAUCUUUCGCUGGAAGUGCCACGACGUGGUCAAGACCAAAACCUUCUACUGGCUGGUGAUACUGAUCGUGGCCCUCAACACACUGUCCAUCGCCUCUGAGCACCACAACCAGCCUCUCUGGUUGACCCAUUUGCAAGACAUUGCCAACCAGGUGCUGCUGGCCCUCUUCACCAUCGAGAUGCUGAUGAAGAUGUACGGGCUGGGCCUGCGCCAGUACUUCAUGUCCAUCUUCAACCGCUUCGACUGCUUCGUGGUGUGCAGUGGCCUCCUGGAGGUCCUGCUCGUGGCCUCGGGCGCCAUGAGCCCCCUGGGCAUCUCCGUGCUGCGCUGCAUCCGCCUCCUCAGGAUCUUCAAGGUCACCAAGUACUGGACAUCGCUGAGCAACCUGGUGGCGUCCCUGCUCAACUCCAUCCGCUCCAUCGCGUCGCUGCUGCUGCUGCUCUUCCUCUUCAUCGUCAUCUUCGCCCUGCUGGGCAUGCAGCUCUUCGGGGGCAGGUACGACUUCGAGGACACAGAGGUGCCGCGCAGCAACUUCGACAACUUCCCGCAGGCGCUCAUCAGCGUCUUCCAGGUCCUGACAGGGGAAGACUGGAACUCCGUGAUGUACAAUGGAAUCAUGGCCUACGGGGGGCCGUCCUACCCCGGCAUGCUUGUGUGCAUUUAUUUCAUCAUCCUUUUCGUCUGUGGCAACUACAUCCUGCUCAACGUCUUCCUGGCCAUUGCCGUGGACAACCUGGCCGAGGCGGAGAGCCUGACCUCUGCCCAGAAGGCCAAGGCUGAGGAGAGAAAACGCCGGAAGAUGUCCAGGGGUCUCCCGGAGAAGCCUGAGGAGGAGAAGUCAGUGGUCAAGAAGCUGGAACAGAAGCCCAAGGGCGAGGGCAUCCCCACCACGGCCAAGCUGAAAAUCGAUGAGUUUGAGUCUAACGUCAACGAGGUGAAGGACCCCUACCCCUCGGCUGACUUCCCAGGGGAUGAUGAAGAAGAUGAGCCCGAGAUCCCAGUGAGCCCCCGACCACGGCCCCUGGCUGAGCUGCAGCUGAAAGAGAAGGCAGUGCCUAUUCCAGAAGCCAGCUCCUUCUUCAUCUUCAGCCCCACCAACAAGGUCCGCGUCCUGUGUCAUCGUAUCGUAAACGCCACUUGGUUCACCAACUUCAUUCUGCUCUUCAUCAUGCUCAGCAGUGCCGCGCUGGCCGCCGAGGACCCCAUCCAGGCUGAGUCCAUGAGGAAUCAGAUCCUCGGGUAUUUUGACAUUGCAUUCACCUCUGUCUUCACUGUGGAGAUUGUCCUCAAGAUGACUACCUACGGUGCCUUCCUGCACAAAGGCUCCUUCUGCCGCAACUACUUCAACAUCCUGGACCUGCUGGUGGUGGCCGUGUCCCUCAUCUCCAUGGGACUUCCGUCCAGCUCCAUAUCGGUGGUGAAGAUUCUGAGGGUCCUGAGGGUGCUGCGACCCCUGCGAGCUAUUAACAGAGCUAAAGGGCUGAAGCACGUGGUGCAGUGCGUGUUCGUGGCCAUCCGCACCAUCGGGAACAUUGUACUGGUCACCACCCUCCUGCAGUUCAUGUUUGCCUGCAUCGGGGUCCAACUGUUCAAGGGGAAGUUCUUCAGCUGCAAUGACUUGUCCAAGAUGACAGAGGAGGAGUGCAGGGGCUAUUACUACGUGUACAAGGAUGGGGACCCCACGCAGAUAGAGCUGCACCCCCGCGAGUGGAUACACAACGAAUUCCACUUUGACAACGUGCUGUCGGCCAUGAUGUCCCUGUUCACAGUGUCCACCUUCGAGGGGUGGCCGCAGCUACUGUUCAAGGCCAUCGACUCAAACAAGGACGACACGGGCCCCGUGUACAACAACCGCGUGGAGAUGGCCAUCUUCUUCAUCGUCUACAUCAUCCUCAUCGCUUUCUUCAUGAUGAAUAUCUUCGUGGGCUUUGUCAUUGUCACCUUCCAGGAGCAGGGGGAGACGGAGUACAAGAACUGUGAGCUGGACAAAAACCAGCGCCAGUGUGUGCAGUACGCCCUGAAGGCCCGCCCCCUGAGGUGCUACAUCCCCAAGAACCCGUACCAGUACCAGGUGUGGUACUUGGUCACCUCGUCCUACUUUGAGUACCUGAUGUUUGCCCUCAUCAUGCUCAACACCAUCUGCCUGGGCAUGCAGCACUACAACCAGUCCGAGCAGAUGAACCACAUCUCGGACAUUCUCAACGUGGCUUUCACCAUCAUCUUCACCCUGGAGAUGGUGCUCAAGCUCAUGGCGUUCAAAGCCAGGGGCUAUUUUGGGGACCCCUGGAAUGUGUUCGACUUCCUGAUUGUCAUCGGCAGCAUCAUUGACGUCAUCCUCAGUGAGAUUGACACUUUCCUGGCCUCCAGCGGGGGACUCUAUUGCCUGGGUGGAGGCUGCGGGACCGUUGACCCGGACGAAAGCGCCCGUAUCUCCAGCGCCUUCUUCCGCCUGUUCCGGGUCAUGAGGCUGAUCAAGCUGCUGAACCGGGCAGAGGGCGUGCGGACCCUGCUGUGGACCUUCAUCAAGUCCUUCCAGGCCCUGCCCUACGUGGCCCUGCUUAUCGUCAUGCUUUUCUUCAUCUACGCGGUCAUCGGCAUGCAGAUGUUUGGGAAGAUCGCCUUGGUGGACGGGACCCAAAUAAACCGGAACAACAACUUCCAGACCUUCCCACAGGCUGUGCUGCUGCUCUUCAGGUGUGCGACAGGGGAGGCGUGGCAGGAGAUCCUGCUGGCCUGCAGCCCUGGCAAGCUGUGCGACCCCGCGUCGGACUACGCACCUGGCGAGGAGUACUCCUGCGGCACGAACUUUGCCUACUACUAUUUUAUCAGCUUCUACAUGCUGUGUGCCUUCCUGAUCAUCAACCUCUUCGUGGCGGUCAUCAUGGACAACUUUGACUACCUCACGCGGGACUGGUCCAUCCUGGGUCCUCAUCACCUGGAUGAGUUCAAGGCCAUUUGGGCAGAGUACGACCCGGAGGCUAAGGGCAGAAUCAAACAUUUGGAUGUGGUGACCCUGCUCAGAAGGAUCCAGCCCCCUCUGGGCUUCGGGAAGUUCUGCCCGCACCGGGUGGCAUGUAAGCGACUUGUGGGCAUGAACAUGCCCCUGAACAGUGACGGCACGGUCACCUUCAACGCCACUCUCUUCGCCCUGGUCCGCACGGCCCUCAAGAUCAAGACCGAAGGUAACUUUGAGCAGGCCAACGAGGAGCUGAGGGCCAUCAUCAAGAAGAUCUGGAAGAGAACCAGCAUGAAGCUCCUGGACCAGGUCAUUCCUCCAAUAGGAGAUGACGAGGUGACGGUGGGCAAGUUCUAUGCCACAUUCCUCAUCCAGGAGCACUUCCGGAAGUUCAUGAAACGGCAGGAGGAGUAUUACGGGUAUAGGCCCAAGAAGGACGCCGUGCAGAUCCAGGCUGGACUGCGGGCCAUUGAGGAGGAGGCCGCUCCUGAGAUCCGCCGAACCAUCUCAGGAGACCUGACAGCUGAAGAGGAGCUGGAGAGAGCCAUGGUGGAGGCUGCGAUGGAAGAAGGGAUAUUCCGGAGGACGGGAGGCCUGUUUGGCCAGGUGGACAACUUCCUGGACAGGGCCAACUCCCUGGCCCCCGUCAUGGCCAACCAGAGACCCCUCCAGUUUGCUGAGAUAGAGAUGGAGGAGCUGGAAUCACCUGUCUUCUUGGAGGAUUUCCCUCAGGAGCCGGGAGCCAACCCCCUGGCUCGAGCCAAUACCAACAACGCUAACGCCAACGCGGCCCGUGGCAGCAGCAGCCAUAGUGACAGCCAGGUGUUUUCCAGCAUCCACUAUGACAGGGAGUCCCCUGGGGAGAUAGAGACGCCCGCUGCCAGAGGAGGAGCCCUGGAUCCGUCUGUUCUGUGCACCCCAGAAGGACCCCUCAGCAAAUCCCACAUGGCAAAGCGAAGAGGACAGCUGACCCAGAGGUUGACACCCACAGCCCAGGCACUGCCUGCCCGCUGCCAGCCCCCCAUGCCUGAGGCGAGGAGAAGCCCCAUGCCAGGGUCUCUGCCUGAGGAAACCCCCCACAGCAGUAGGACCCAGGAGAGUCCAUCCAGGUGCCUGGCGCCAGCUACAGCCCGGCUGGUCCAAGAGGCUCUGCUUCGAGGAGGCUUGGACACAUUGGCGGCUGAUGCUGGCUUUGUCAUGGCAACAGGCCACGCCCUGGCAGACGCCUGCGGGAUGGAACCAGAGGAAGUGGAGGUGGCAGCCACCGAGCUACUGAGGGGACGAGAAUGUCCCCAGGGCUCGGCCCAUUCCUUGGGCAGCCUGAGCCUCAGGUCCUCCCUGGGCAGCCUGGACCAGCACCAGGGCUCCCGGGAGACCCUCAUUCCCCCCAGGCCCUGAAGCCCGCACCUGGGAGCCAGCAAGACCAGUGCUGGGGACAGGUUGCUGGAGGGAGAAGGCUGCCCACUGCGGCAGCCUCGUCGUCAGCAGCUAAAUGGAUGGUCAGGAGCCCCCAGACGUCGGGAGGAAGCAGAUUGACGGGCCCGUCUCCCCCCCAGACCAGGCGCAGUUAGAGGGAGAUCGUCCCGUCCUUCAGGCUGGCCGGGUCAGUACAAGGGUCUGGCUGGCGUGAGGCCAACCCCAGCAGGACAUUAAAGUGUCCCGGCCUGUGACACGGGCCCCUGGC